Molecule: messenger RNA, 2424 nt
Organism: Eremothecium cymbalariae DBVPG#7215
Lineage: Eukaryota; Fungi; Ascomycota; Saccharomycetes; Saccharomycetales; Saccharomycetaceae
Gene: NOP14
Product: snoRNA-binding rRNA-processing protein NOP14
Exons: 1
Coding region: 1-2424 (807 amino acids)
Biological process (GO): maturation of SSU-rRNA
Cellular component (GO): small-subunit processome; nucleolus; Noc4p-Nop14p complex
Source: RefSeq, a predicted model, not a curated record
AUGGGAGGUUCUCAAUUGAAGAGGCUGAAAGCUACUCUGCAAGCCCAUGGAUUGACAGGGCAGACCAAUGUUAAGAAGCCCAAGGGUAAACGGCCAAGUAAGGAGUACGACCGAGAGGAAAGAGCACAAGUUUUAUCGAAGAUCAGGGAACAGUUCAAUCCAUUUGAUAUUAAGGUUAAUAGAAACAAGGUUCAGAUCUUGACCGGUGAUGGAAGUAAAGUUGCGGUUGGUAAACCGGGUAUAUCUAAGCAGAUUGGAGAAGAACAAAGAAAGGUUGCAUAUGAAGCUAAGAAAGCUCAAAGGAAUCGUUCUGGUGCAGUGAUUGAUAGGCGUUUUGGUGAGAGAAAUAAAAACCUUACACCUGAAGAGAUUAUGCUUGAACGUUUCAAAAGGGAAAAGUUAACACAGUCAAGGAAAGUUAAAAGAUCGCUAUUCAAUUUGGAUGAUGAGCAUGAUGAGGAUGAUAACUUUGGUGCACUAACCCAUUUUGGGGAAGCUCUUCCAGAUGAUUUUGAAGUAGAAAAUAUAGAUGAAGGAGGUUUCUUGGCGGCUAAAGGGGGUUCUUCGGAUAAUUUUGAUAGUGAACCCCCAAGAAAGAGAUCCAAAGCGGAGGUUAUGCAAGAAAUCAUCUCGAAGUCUAAAUACUAUAAACAUGAGAGACAAAAGGCUCAGGAGAAGUUGACAAAUGAAAUCGAGGACUUAGAUGAGGAAUUUGAUGACAUCAUGUCAGAGUUAAGAGUGGCUCCAAAACCUGGAAAACUUUCCCUCAAUGAAAAACCAUCUCAGGAGAUUGAGUAUGAUAUAAAGGUCAAGCAAUUGGGAUUAGACAAAAGAGCUGCCCCAACUGAUAGAACUAAGACUGAAGAAGAACUUAAUGGAGAAAGAGAACAGAUGAGAAAGAAGUUGGAGGAAGAUAGACUUCAUCGUAUGCAUGGCAUAUAUGAAACUUCAGAAAAUGACCAGGGAGUUGAAGACUUGAGUAAUGACUUCUGGGCAGGAAGUGAUGUUGAGGAAGGUGAAUAUGGUGAAUUCGUCAACGGCAUAGCAGAUUCUGAUGACGACGUUAAGCUUGAAGAUGAUGACCAGGAUCCUGAGGGUAGUGAAGAGGUUUCAAGUCAUAAGAUAAAACAUAUAAACCCUUUGCCAUGUCCCCAAACGCAUGACCAAUUACUAGAGUUACUAGGAGAUAACUUGCUUGAGGAGCAUCCAAGGGUAAUAAAGAGUGUCAUUAGAGCCUAUCAACCAAAACUAGCUGAGGGUAAUAAGGAGAGAUUGGGUAAUUUUAGUGGUAUUAUAUUGCGUCACAUUUUAUUUCUGGCUGCUAACGACUACUCUUCCAACUUUGAAGUUGUAGAAAAGGUUCAAAAUUCUCUUAUUUCCAUACUAAAAGUCAUGUCAGAAAAAUACAAUGAAGCAUUAUCCGAAGUUUGCAGAGAAAUAAUCACCGAAAUUCAAGGUAGAUUUAAAACUCGUCAGUAUUAUGGACUGUCUCCAUCUGAUCUUGUUUUCUUUUCUCUAGUAGGGUUCCUAUUUUCAACGUCUGACCACUAUCAUCUGGUUGUUACACCUUGUAAUAUUUUACUUGGAGAACUAUUAGAACAGAUCAAACUUAAUAGUUACGAAAAGAUUAUCUUUGGAGCAAUUAUUGCAAAUAUUGCCAUGACUUAUCAGAGGUUUGCUAAGAGAUAUAUUCCAGAAUUGACUUAUUUUUUGUUGAAGUCUUUGAGCAGUUUGUAUCCAAACAUUAAAGUUGAUUCAACUGAAUGGUUAAACUUUAAGUUGGAUAGCUACGAAUUAGGCUUGUCAAAUGAUGGGAACUUACAGGAUUUAAAGCCUACUUUAAGUUUAAGGUAUCUUUUUAUUACUGAAUAUGAUAAAUCCACUUUGUCAUCUCUUUUGCUGAAUAUAUUAUCGACUCUUGAUAGAUCCAUAAGUCUGUUGUGGAAAGAAUUACCUGCUUUUCCUGAAAUAAUCCUUCGGUUCAAAACACUUCUCAUUCAUUAUUUAGAAGUAUAUCCAAAUACCAAGUUAUUGCAACAGUUAUUAGACAAAAUUGAAAGAUUGCUCAAAUUGCAGGAACACCAUCCCCUCGUCCUGCAAGAUCAUAAACCAGCUUCCAUUCCAAGUUAUACUCCUAAGUUCGAAGAAAACUUUAACCCAGAGAGAAAGUCUUAUGAUCCUGAUAGAUCAAGAAAUGAAAUUAACAAAAUGAAGGCACAAUUAAAGAAGGAGCGGAAGUUUACUAUGAAGGAGAUUCGCAAAGAUACUAGAUUUGAAGCACGACAAAGAAUUGAUGAACAAAGAAAGGGUGCUGAAGAAUAUAAAGCAAAGAUGGCUCGCAUUGUUAACACAAUCAAUACAGAGGAGGGAGCGGAAAAGAAUAAGUAUGAACGGGAAAAAAAACUACGUAGUGGUAAACGCUGA